CCGCCGCCCACGGCGCGAAGUAGAAGACGCGUCCCACCGGAGAACCGGGAGAGCUUGUCCUCCAUUCACCAUCCGUCCAUCCGCCGCCCACCGCCGAUGGCGUCCGCGCCUGCCCCCGGCGUGGUGGUGGUGUUCGACUUCGACCGCACCAUCAUCGACUGGGACAGCGACGACUGGGUCGUCACCAAGCUCGGCGCCGCCGACGCCUUCCAGCGCCUGCGCCCCACCAUGCGCUGGAACCCUCUCAUGGACAGGAUGAUGGAGGAGCUGCACGCGCGGGGGAAGACGGUGGAAGACAUCCGCGACUGCCUCAGGAGCGCGCCGCUCGACGCGCACGUCAUCUCCGCGAUCAAGACGGCGGCGUCGUUAGGGUGUGACCUGAAGGUGGUCAGCGACGCCAACACCUUCUUCAUCGAGACCGUCCUGGCGCACCACGGCGUGCUCGGCUGCUUCUCCGAGAUCAGCACCAACCCAGCGCGCGUCGACGCCGACGGCAGGCUCAGGAUCUCGCCGUUCCACGACUCCGCGAGCGCGCCACACGGGUGCAGCCUCUGCCCUGACAACAUGUGCAAGGGCAAGAUAAUCGAGAAGAUCCAGGCAAUAGCCAGCACCAAGGACCAGCAUUUCAUAUACAUUGGUGAUGGGAAGGGAGAUUACUGCCCCUCCCUCAAGCUGGGUGAAGGGGACUAUGUUAUGCCAAAGGAGAACUACCCCCUGUGGAACCUCAUCUGUAGCAACAAGCACCUUCUCAAGGCUGAAGUUCAUCCAUGGAAUAGCGGCGAGGAACUGGAAAAGAUUCUACUUGAGUUGGUCAACAGGAUGAUCACCCCACCUGCACAAGUGUCCCCAUUUGACUGCAGCAAAUGCGAGAUGAGCAAACCAACAUCCACUGAAGUAGGCCACCAUCAGGCCCUCCGUGUGCCACACUGAUCAGUGAUUGAUUCUUAGUUUGCAAGUAGAGGCCUGAGUGUCUGAUCAUUUCUGUAUGCCUCCAUUGAUAGAAGUCCUCAAGUCUUGAUAGAAGUCCUCAGUCUGCAUUCAAAAUGCAGCGAUUUAGUAGAUGGAUAAUCUGUGUGCCAUUACUCAAUAAACUGUAGCAUGAUAUCAAAAAAUAUUAAUCAACACCGCAUUGCUAGUGAAGCAGGGAA
This is a messenger RNA of Setaria italica (foxtail millet), 1148 nucleotides long. RefSeq names its product thiamine phosphate phosphatase-like protein. The record is from RefSeq and is a predicted model, not a curated record. The coding region runs from base 97 to 930 and encodes 277 amino acids. The transcript is spliced from 4 exons. Gene Ontology annotation, molecular function: phosphatase activity. Lineage: Eukaryota; Viridiplantae; Streptophyta; Magnoliopsida; Poales; Poaceae.